Messenger RNA from Aspergillus sclerotioniger CBS 115572, 910 nucleotides. RefSeq names its product Rab family GTPase YPT6. The record is from RefSeq and is a predicted model, not a curated record. The coding region runs from base 376 to 819 and encodes 147 amino acids. Lineage: Eukaryota; Fungi; Ascomycota; Eurotiomycetes; Eurotiales; Aspergillaceae. Gene Ontology annotation, molecular function: GTPase activity; GTP binding. The transcript is spliced from 2 exons.
UCCACCACCAUGGCAUCCACCUCCGGAGUUGGGUCGUAUUCGAACCCUUUGAAGAAAUUCAAGCUGGUAUUCUUGGGCGAACAGAGUGGUACGGACAUCCACUACGACUAUACUUCACCCAUUGGCGCCACCCGGUCUCUGACAUCUGCCUUACAGUUGGGAAAACCUCGUUGAUCACCCGGUUCAUGUACGAUUCGUUUGACAACACGUACCAAGCCACCAUUGGAAUCGAUUUCUUGUCAAAGGUAUUCCACGCCUCGUCGACUGCUUCCCAUGCAAAACAAGCCUAUAUCUCGCCGUUCCUACCCGGGUCUCAUCAUUUCCUAUACGCACCCGCUGCUCCAGGAGGCUAAUUCGCACUGUUCGUCUUAGACUAUGUACUUGGAAGAUAGAACCGUCCGCCUUCAGCUUUGGGAUACGGCCGGUCAAGAGCGAUUCCGAUCUUUAAUUCCUUCCUAUAUCCGCGACUCCAGUGUUGCUGUUGUGGUCUACGAUAUCUCCAACGCCAAGUCUUUCCAAAACACUCGCAAGUGGAUUGACGACGUCCGCGGAGAGCGUGGAAAUGAUGUGAUCAUUGUCCUGGUUGGCAACAAGACCGAUUUAAACGAUAAGCGCGAGGUCACGACGGCGCAGGGCGAGGAGGAGGCGAAGAAGAACGGCUUGAUGUUUAUCGAGACCAGUGCGAAAGUUGGUCAUAAUGUGAAGCAGCUUUUCCGGAGAAUAGCGCAAGCACUACCAGGCAUGGAGGGCGAGGGCAACCGAGGAGACAAUCAAAGUUUGUUUCCACCUGCACACCCAACUAUCAUCACAUGGUCUUGAAUACUGACAAAAGUUCAACAGUGAUUGAUGUCAACAUCACCCCGAAAGAGACCACGACCAACGAUGGAUGCGCCUGUUAGAUGCCGUACUC